Molecule: messenger RNA, 1593 nt
Organism: Aspergillus melleus
Lineage: Eukaryota; Fungi; Ascomycota; Eurotiomycetes; Eurotiales; Aspergillaceae
Product: MFS transporter
Exons: 4
Coding region: 1-1593 (530 amino acids)
Biological process (GO): transmembrane transport
Molecular function (GO): transmembrane transporter activity
Source: RefSeq, a predicted model, not a curated record
AUGGAGACAUACUUCCAGUACCAAAGAGUCCGGAAAGCAGUCCAACAGUAUCUGGCAGAGUUAAGAACUGACUGUAACUGCUCGAGCUACACUGUCGGGUCUUCUCACAAUGCAGACUGUACAUUGAGCAUCCAUCACGGCACUCUGGAGAAACCGCGCCCUACUGAUUCGACAAGUUUAAAUGACCCGAUCUUUGUGGGCUGGGAAGGGCCAAAUGAUCCUUUGAACCCUGCUAAUCAAAGCAUCGCGCGCAAAAUCUGCAUGACCCUGCUGGUCUCUUUGAUCGCAUUUGCAGUCACUGCCGCAUCGGCGAUUGAUGCCUGCGGUGUGAGGGAGUAUAGCGAGUACUUCCAUGUAUCUGAAGUCGUCGGGUCUCUCGCAACAGGUCUCUUUCUCAUCGGGUUUGCAUUCGGCUCCCUCCUCUCCGGCCCCUUCUCAGAAACAUUUGGCCGUAAUGCGAUAUAUUCAUCGACGAUGCUUCUAUUUUUGAUCUUUAUCAUGGCAUCGGGCCUUGCCCCAGAUCUCCACAGCCAUCUGAUCUUUCGCUUCAUCGCCGGGUUUUUCGCCUCUACUCCGCUAAGCUGCGCCGGCGGCACGAUUGCAGAUCUAUGGAAUCCGGUCGAGAAGGCCUAUGCUUUUCCUAUAUAUGCUAUUCCCGCAUUUGCAGGGCCGAUGGCCGGACAGAUAAUUGGAAGCUAUAUCCCAACCACGAUUGGCUGGCGUUGGUUAGAGUGGACAAUGCUGAUCAUGGGCGGCGCAGUCCUGGUCCUGGUGCUCCUAUUCCAACCUGAGACCUAUGGCAAUCUGAUCCUCCAUUGGAAGGCCUCGGUCCUUCGACAGGAAACCGGUGAUGAGAGAUACAGGGCGCCGAUGGAGAUGAAACGGGAGAGUCUGGGCCAGCGCCUGAAGCUCUCGGUGUACCGGCCAUUUGCGAUGUUCUACUCGGAACUGAUCAUCAUUCUCGUCUCGCUCUAUUUGACUAUCAUCUAUAUCGUCAUCUUUACUUUCCUAGAGGGCUAUACAUAUGUCUUCGGUGAAGCAUACGGUAUCUCAGAGGGCCUGACGAGCAUUUGCUGGGCGGGUAUGCUUGUCGGGGUCUUGCUUGUUGGCUGCGUGGUGCCGGUGGUUUACAGCUGGACUGCAAAGGCUUAUGCUCGAGAGAAAUCGACCAUUGCCCCUGAGAUGAGACUCUGGUAUACAAUGCUUGGAGGUGCACCAGCCGUGCCGAUCAGUUUGUUCUGGAUGGGGUGGACCAGCAAUCCAACAAUUUCGAUUUGGUCGCCCCUCAUCGGAUCUGUCCUCUUCGGUUUCGGCAUCACCACUAUCUUUAUUGUUUCAUACAUGUACCUCAUCGAUUCUUACGAUACAUAUUCGGCUUCUGCACUAGGUUUCCUUGUUUUCACGCGAUAUGUGGUUGCAGGAGGCGUGACUGUUGCAGGAGGUCCGAUUUAUCGGGCUCUGGGGGUGCAGUAUACACUCACGAUCCUGGGGGCUGUUAGUGGAGUGAUGGCUUUUGUGCCUUACCUACUAUACAUCUACGGACCGAGAAUCCGCAAGAACAGCAAGUUUGCGGUGAAUAUCGACACAAACUGA